CCCUCCCCGAGACUUUGGGCGACAAAGACGUCGUCGUACGCAUCCGCGCCGCGUCCUUGAACUAUCGCGAUGUCGCUAUGCUGCGCGAAGGAGGCUAUCCGAUCCCCGUCAACGAGCGCGAAAUCGAAGGCUCAUGCUGCGCGGCCGAGGUCGUCGCGCUCGGCUCCUCUGUCACGAAGUUUAGCAUCGGGGAGCGUGUUGCGCCGACGGUGAAUCUGAAUUUCCUUUCCGGUGAGGAGAGAGACGCGGAUGUGUGUGCGUUGGGCGGGGAUACUGCUGGUGUGCUGAGGGAAUGGGCGGUCUUCGACGAACAGCAUCUGGUCAAGCUGCCCGGACAUGUUUCGUGGGAGGAGGCAGCCACCAUCACCGGCGUCGGCAUCACCGCCUGGGUCUCGCUGAACGGCCUCGAGCACGUGCCCGAGGGUGCAACCGCGCUUCUCCAGGGCACCGGGGGUGUGAGUAUCAUGUCGCUGCUUGUGUGUCUAGCCGCCGGUAUUAGACCCAUCAUCACGUCCUCCUCGGACGCCAAACUCGCGCGCCUGGCCAAGCUCAGUCCGGAGAUAAAAACGAUCAACUACAAAACCACGCCGGACGUCGCAGCCGAGGUGCUGCUUCUCACAGCCGGCAAAGGCGUCGAUUACGUCCUCAACAACGCCGGUCUAUCCUCCAUACCAUCCGACCUACGCAUGCUACGGCGCUACGGUGGCAGGAUCGCAUUGAUUGGGUUCCUGGAGGGUUUCGAGGCCGGGUGGGAUGCCUCCCUCUUGAUGGGCCUCAUCGAGAAAGCCGCUUCUAUCAAGGGCAUUCUUGCAGGCUCGCGCGCAGAUCUGGAGGCCGUUAGCAGGUUCCUCGAGGAGAAGAAGGUGGAUUUGGGACCGUUAGUGGAUAGGGUGUUUGCGUUUGGGGAGUCGGAGAAGGCGUUUGCCUAUUUGGAGGGUGGGAGCCAUGUUGGGAAGGUUGUAAUUAGGAUGUGAGGAGGUACCCAGUCCAGGUCAGAGUAGCAGAGGGGACAGAAGCAUGCUGUUAGUGUAGACUAGACUGGAUGUGAGAAAAUGUGUGAGAUAAGGAUAUCGAACUGCAUGGCUGUCACUAC
Paraphaeosphaeria sporulosa is the source of this 1093-nucleotide messenger RNA. Its product is annotated as NAD(P)-binding protein. The transcript is spliced from 4 exons. The record is from RefSeq and is a predicted model, not a curated record. NCBI's taxonomy places the organism in Eukaryota, Fungi, Ascomycota, Dothideomycetes, Pleosporales, Didymosphaeriaceae. Bases 78 to 974 code for a protein of 298 amino acids. Gene Ontology annotation, molecular function: oxidoreductase activity.